Lineus longissimus is the source of this 1121-nucleotide messenger RNA. RefSeq lists its product as uncharacterized. Bases 147 to 1082 code for a protein of 311 amino acids. Lineage: Eukaryota; Metazoa; Nemertea; Pilidiophora; Heteronemertea; Lineidae. The transcript has 4 exons. The record is from RefSeq and is a predicted model, not a curated record.
UGUUUCAUUAUUUAUAUUGUUGUUUUCAGCCAUAUUUGAGGCACUAUCACGACUACAGUACUUUCAAAGAUCCAACAUCGAACGUUACCAGCAAGUUCCAGCAGUUAUCCCGUUUCAGCUUGAACAAGUUCAAGUAUGGAGGUGCCAUGGGGCUAUAUAAGGGCCAAUUCUACAUGGUCAACUCAAAGGCGAGGGAAAUUAUGUUUUUCAAGAAAUACAAAAGCACUUUUAGAUAUUCGCGUCGGGUCAAGAUUACCAAGGAGCUGGGCAUCAGGUUUCUUGCCUUACCGAGAUAUCAGGAUUACUUAAUUGCUGACAUGACGAAGGUUUCCAUGUAUUUUUUGAUAAUAGAGACGGGUAGUUGUGGCUAUGCUCCAAUUUUACCGGAAAAGAAAAGAAAGCGUUUCAGGGGCAGUUCAUCGUACAGGAACUUUAUCCUGUGCCUGAUGAACUAUGGAAGGAAGAGAAGGUCAGGAUUAAAGGCAUAUUCUGUUUAUCGGUUCGAUAUCUAUGAGAUAAAGAAACAGGACAACGAUGUUGCGAACCGAAGUCAAAUGAUACACUCGUGCUCCAGACUGCCCUAUCACGUGGUUUACAAGAAAUCACUUCAACACCGAGAUCUUGUCAUUCGGAGAAAUGUGCCAAGUUGGUCUGUGAAUGCACACGGGAACCUUGUCGUAAUAACUGAUAUGGGCAAGAUUGUCGUGAUGUCGUUGCUAAAUCCGAAUACGGAACCUUACUCUCUGGAUCCGAAGGAGAAGUACGCCUGGUACCGACUGAUACCACACUCGACCCUUUGGUUCGAGAAAAGAGGCACUCUGUUCUUGUCCUUCAGUAAGAUGGGCAAGCGCAAGACGCAGAUGAUGGAGAUACAACUCCGAUGUGCUGGCUAUAGAACACUUGAACGGAUUCAGGAUAUCCAAGCUGUUUGCCGUGGAGUCAAAGGGACUGUCCCCGGUUCUGUUUUUAGGAUGUCUGUGAUCCCGGGCACGAACAAGCUGUUUGCCAUUUGUUUGGACAGUUACAAGUAUCAUUUGAAGUCAGUGUUUAUGUUUCAAAUCAUUGAUGAGCUGAACACAUAGACAAUACUAAACUUCUUUUAAUAGACUUACUGAGUUGAA